AUGGAAGCUGAGGCGACGGGCGCCGUCGGUCUGGCCGCGCUCGACCCGGACAGCCCGGUUCUGGUGCUGGCCCAGCUCAGCGACUCGUACACGUACUCGCGGGUCAUCGCCAAGAUUCAGGUGCUCAACCCGUGUCAGAUCCUGCUGCCCGGCACGUUCUGCGAGCCGAGCCAGCCGCUGUACCGGCUGCUGUGCGAGCAGUUCGGCGACUCGGAGGCCGGCCUGGAGCGGGUGGCCGCGCUCUGCCUGCCCUCUCUGGCCAGCGCCAUCGCCGCCCUGCACAACAUGUACUACUGCGCCACGGCGGCGUCGGCGCUGCUCGUCUUCAUGGAGUCCGUCAAGUGUGUCGUGUUCCGGCCGCACACGCUGAUGGUGCAGUUCCAGGCGGCCGAAGCCACCGUCAUGAUGAUCAUCACCAUCAGCCUGUUAGCCAUCAUCAUCAGCCCGUCAGCCAUCACCAUCAGCCUGACCCGUCAGGACUGUGUGCAGGAGCUGGUGGACAACCCUGACCUGCUGUACCGGCUCCGCGCUGUCGGCGGCCGUCUGUUUGUUCUGCCACGUGAUCCCUCGGCGCCGCGCGGCAGGACUCGUCAGGACUGUGUGCAGGAGCUGGUGGACAACCCUGACCUGCUGUACCGGCUCCGCGCCGUCGUCGGCCGUCUGUUCUGCCACGUGAUCCUUCGGACUCGUCAGGACUGUGUGCAGGAGCUGGUGGACAACCCUGACCUGCUGUACCGGCUCCGCGCUGUCGGCGGCCGUCUGUUUGUUCUGCCACGUGAUCCCUCGGCGCCGCGCGGCAGGACUCGUCAGGACUGUGUGCAGGAGCUGGUGGACAACCCUGACCUGCUGUACCGGCUCCGCGCCGUCGUCGGACGCUUCCGUGACGUGGAGAAGAUACACUCGUUUUGCAUACAGCAGCACGACUGGGACACGCAGCGGAACGUGGAGCAGCGGCUGAACAACAUCAUCUCGCUGAAGGCCUCACUAGAGUUCGUGGAGGCGCUGCGGGAGUCUCUCGAGCCGGCCCUACAUCCGUUCCUGGUGUCCAUGAGGAAGUGCCUGCAGGAGCCGGUGGUGGAGUCCCUGCUGCUGCGACUGCGGGCAGUCAUCCACGACGACGUGCAGCCCGGCAGGGGCGGCAUCGAGCAGCGCGUGCAGCGCUGUUACGCCAUCAAGCCGGGCAUCAACGGCAUGCUGGACCUGGCGCGCCGGCUUUACUCGGAGGCAUACGACGAGUUCAUCAGCUACGUGGCGCAGCUGGGAGAACACCACCGGCUGGUGCUGAAGCCGGGCUACAACACCACGCGCGGCUUCCACGCCGUAGCCUGCUGCAGCAAGGCGAGCCGGCCGCCGCAGCUGCCCGACGAGUUCAUACAGGUGCAGCAGAACAAGUCGAGCGUCACGUUCACCACGGAGGUGAUCGUGCAGAUGAACACGCGCGCCGACGCCUCCGUGCUGGAGAUCUGCCAGCUGAGCAGCAUCGUGGUCUGCGAGCUGCUUAACGAGCUGCAACCGGACCUGUGCUUCCUCUACCAGCUGACGGAGGUGGUGUCGACUACGGACCUGCUGGUGGGCUUGGCCGACCUGGCUGUCAGCCUCGACCUGCGGCGCCCCGAGUUCGGCAGCCGUCUCUACAUCGGCGGCGGCUGGCACCCGCUGCUGGCCGCCGGCGCCGCAACGCCCGUCGUCCUCAACCACCUGGACAUGGGUGGCGAAUGCCGUCUGGCGGUCAUCACCGGCGGCAACAUGAGCGGCAAGAGCACCCUGCUCAAGCAGGUGGCCAUCACCCAGAUCCUGGCGCAGCUUGGCUCCUUUGUACCAGCCGAGCACGCCGUCCUGCCUAUUGUGGACCAGAUAUUUUGUCGAAGCGGCUGCGAGGAGAAGACGGAACGGCAGGUCUCCUCGUUCCAGGCAGAGAUGUGGGACGUGUCCUGCGUGCUGCAACAGGCCUCCAGGCGCAGCCUGGUGCUGCUGGACGAGCUGGGCCGCGCCACGGCCGCCGAGGAGGGCGCCGCGCUGACCUGGGCCGUCUGCGAGCGCCUGCUGCGCCGCCAGUGCCGCACCCUGGCCGCCACACACUUCCAGCAGUGCUCGCGGAUGGCCGACAUGUACCAUACGGUCCUUAACUUCCACCUGGGCACCUGCGAGGGCGACGAGGUGGAGCCGGGGCCGGCCGGCGACGACGCGGCGGCCAGGGCGCACCGCAUCCACCCGGGCCGCCUGCAGAGGAGCGGCUACGGCCUGGACCUGGCAGCCACCACCAGCCUGCCGACGGCGCUGCAGCCCCCGGUGAGCGCACAACACGACCGCCACCUGCUGCAGACGGUGCUGCAGCUCUUGACGGCGCUGCAGCCUCCGGUGAGCGCACAGGGCGCCACUGUGUCCGACAGCUCCCUGACCGUACUCUUGUGUACGACCCCUAUCCUGGCCGCUGUGCCCGGCAGCCACCUGACGGUUUAG
Messenger RNA from Pollicipes pollicipes, 2460 nucleotides. RefSeq names its product mutS protein homolog 4. Gene Ontology annotation, biological process: mismatch repair; reciprocal meiotic recombination. The transcript has 20 exons. Gene Ontology annotation, cellular component: nucleus. NCBI's taxonomy places the organism in Eukaryota, Metazoa, Arthropoda, Thecostraca, Pollicipedomorpha, Pollicipedidae. The record is from RefSeq and is a predicted model, not a curated record. Gene Ontology annotation, molecular function: mismatched DNA binding; ATP-dependent DNA damage sensor activity; ATP binding. Bases 1 to 2460 code for a protein of 819 amino acids.